This is a messenger RNA of Drosophila grimshawi, 2407 nucleotides long. Its product is annotated as protein RCC2 homolog. The transcript is spliced from 5 exons. NCBI's taxonomy places the organism in Eukaryota, Metazoa, Arthropoda, Insecta, Diptera, Drosophilidae. The record is from RefSeq and is a predicted model, not a curated record. The coding region runs from base 202 to 1677 and encodes 491 amino acids.
GCACACACUUGUACUUCUGGCUAAAUUUGGUUUUGUUGUUUUUGCUGCGCGAGAAACGGGAACGCUUAACGAAAAAGUUAUUAAGUGUAAAACUCAAAAACUGCUGAGAGGCAAGACAAAGAACUAGAGUGAGCGACAGAGACAGCGAGAGAGAGACAGCGCGAGAGAGAGAGAGAGCGAGGCAUUGCUGGUAAUAGAAAGAUGUCGGCUAAGCGCAAGGCAGGUGGCAAUGGGGCCGGUCCCACCAAGCGUCGUCCCAAAAAGAAGGAAUCCGACUACGAGGACGAGUUCAGCGAUGAAUCGGACGAUGAUGUCGCCACCGCCGCCCAACAGCAGCAACAGCAAUCAGCUGGUCAAAUGGAGGUGCUGAUACCUCAUGAUCAUCUCGAUCCGCCCAGCAAAUUGCCAGAGGAUUUACUUGCCACGCUGGAGAAGACGCCGGGUCAACUGCUAUUGGCGGGUAUGGUCACCUGGGAUUUGACGGGCAAGCGCGAUCGCAAAAAUGUCACAAAAGUGCGUCCAAAUCUGUUCAGCUUUCAUCGUUUCACAGAUGAGAAGUAUCGCUCUGUGGCCAGUGGUCCCGCUUCAGCGCACACAAUCCUCAUCAAUAUGGAUCGCAAGGCACUCGGCUUCGGACGCAAUCCCAGUGGACAGUUGGGCCUCAGCUCAGACAUCAAGUUGGUGGAGAAGCCCUCGCUGAUACCAGCCCUGGAGCAAUUGAAUAUUGUCCAAGCGGCCGCUGGACGUCAUCACACGCUCUUCCUCACCGACACGGGCACCGUGUACGCCUGCGGCGAGAAUAAAUCCGGACAGUGCGGUGUGGGCAAUGCCCAUCCCAAUGUAUUUGCACCCACACCGAUCAAUUAUCGUGGUCCGCCCAUCAUUCGCAUUGGUUGCGGUGCCGAGUUCUCCGUCAUACUCGAUAUUAAGGGCAAUUUGCAUACGUUCGGCUUGCCGGAAUAUGGCCAAUUGGGCCACAAUACGGAUGCCAAGUACUUUGUGAAUGCCAACAAGCUGUCAUUCCACUUCGAGACAUCCCCCAAAAAGGUUGUGCUCUACAUCGAGAAGAGCAAGGAGGGCCAUGUGACACCGGUCGAUGGUGUUCAGAUCGUUGACUUUGCAUGUGGCAACAAUCACACGGUCGCAAUUGAUUCGAAGAAACGUGUUUAUAGCUGGGGCUUUGGCGGCUUUGGUCGUCUGGGCCAUGCUGAGCCCAAGGAUGAGAUGGUGCCGCGUCUGAUGAAGUUCUUUGAUACCCAGGGACGUGGUGGUCGCAGCAUCUAUUGUGGUUCCACCUUCAGUCUGAUCAUCAACGAGCUGGGACUGCUCUAUUUGUUUGGCCAGAACAAGAAGACGGGCGAGGCCAAUAUGUAUCCGAAGCCAGUGCAGGAUUUGGCAGGUUGGAAUAUAACCGCAAUUGGCUGUGCCAAUACCUCAAUUAUGAUAUCGGCGGAUGACACACUGAUUGCAUGGGGCGCAUCGCCCACCUUUGGUGAGCUGGGCAUCGGUGAGUUCCAGAAGUCGUCGACGGUGCCCAAGGAGGUACCCAAAAUGGAUGGCAUUAAAAUACCUCAGGUCAGCAUGGGCUAUUCCCAUACGGCUCUGCUUGUGGACACCACUCACGAGGCCACCAAGCAGAAAUACGAGAAAAUGCCAGAAUAUACUAUCGAAGAUUAAACAAAAGCAACAACACAAAAGAAAGAAGAUAUACAUUAAAAAAUGAAAGAAAAAAACAAACAAACAUUAAGUAUACCGCUGCCAACAAUAAUACUGCUCUAUAUAUAUACAUAGAUACUACAAAAACUUGAACUGAUCAACGAAACUCUGCUGCUACUUAUACUAAAUGAAAAAAAGAAAACAAAACAAAACAAAAACAGUACGGAUAAUUCAUAAACAUUUUAUGCUAUAAGUUUAAAGUAAUUACUAUUCUCUAAACUCACAACCACCACUCAUAUCUCAAAUAUCGUUUGUGUAUUUAUCAGCAUUACGAUUACGAUUACGAUUACAAUACAUAUUUUCUUGGGUAGUUAGUUUUCGUAAUUUAUUUUUUAUUUAUGAAGUCUUUUUUUUGUAAAAUUCUUGCUGUCUUUAAUUUAUUGCCGCCCAUGAUUAGGCUUAAAAAAAAAAAACAAUUUGUCUAACGCAACUAUUCCAAUAUACUUAUAUUUAUAAUUUCUUAAGACCGAUUUAUUUACAGUAUUUCAUCUAAAGCAACAAGAAAAAGAACACAAAACAACUACAAUGUAAUAACUAAGUGCAUGAGUUACAUAUAUAAAGAUAUAUACAAAUUGAAAGUAUACAACGGAUGGCAAAUCCAAUACAAGAUGCAACUAUUAAAGUACAUCAUGCAUUUUAAUCAUAUACAACAAAAAUAUUUAAAUAAAGAGAAAACAUGUUAGUAUUUAAA